Culex pipiens pallens (northern house mosquito) is the source of this 1877-nucleotide messenger RNA. RefSeq names its product odorant receptor 63a-like. The coding region runs from base 567 to 1739 and encodes 390 amino acids. The transcript is spliced from 3 exons. Gene Ontology annotation, biological process: sensory perception of smell; detection of chemical stimulus involved in sensory perception of smell. Gene Ontology annotation, cellular component: plasma membrane. NCBI's taxonomy places the organism in Eukaryota, Metazoa, Arthropoda, Insecta, Diptera, Culicidae. The record is from RefSeq and is a predicted model, not a curated record. Gene Ontology annotation, molecular function: odorant binding; olfactory receptor activity.
UUGGCUCAAAAUUGGAACAGUUACUUAUUUUUGCCUCAAGAAUCGAGUCAGGGGUAUCUCCUAAGAUCUUCCAAAAUUUUCAUUUUUUCUUGUCACCCUAUUGACCCCUUUUCUUGGGAGGAGCGUACUGGCCCUUAGGCAUUACCAGUCACGGGUAUCUGACGUUCUUCCACCGAAACAAGCUUCUGGAUAUUCUAAUAGAAAGAUUUAAAUCAAACCAGGUGGAAUCGAUCCAGUCACAAUUAUUGUUGAUUCUCGCCCUUGGCAUCAGCAUCUAAAAUAUAUGAGAAUCAGAAUAGAAUUGCAUAAUGAUAUCAAUUAGGCCUUUCUUUGUGCUUCUUUGCAAAAAUACACCAAAUAACUCAACUGAUGCUACCUAGAUCAAACAUGAUAAGUUAUUCAUUCUAAUCGGUAUGAAAUUGGUUUGUAAACUGUUUGUAUUCACAGGCACCUAAGCUGAAGCAAAUUAUUCAAUUUUAAAACUACGAAAGUACCCACACUCCUUAGCAAAUCUAUGGCUAUAAAAGAAGAAAUUCUUUCUCCUUCCAAGCCAAUCCCAAGUGACCAUGGGUGUCUGUUCGGCAAUCUCAAGCUUUUUCACAACCACCGCACCCAACUACCAUGGAACGUACGCCGUGUACCGGGUGUUCAUGUUCAUUUCCGGGGUGAACUUCUUCGACGAUGACUUCAUGGUCGGCCCACUGAACAUGGCCCGUUUCCUGGGCCCAGCGAUAGCCGCCAUCCUCGGGACAAUGUCCUGCAUGAUCCAUCUGCACCGAUACCUGGACGAAGUGGACCAGGUGAUCCUCAGCCUGGCGGCGUUCUUCUCCGGCACCGAGCUGCUCAUCAAGAUGUGCGGCAUGGCGUUGAAGCGGAACAAGGGCGCGGAACUGUUGGCGGUCAUUUUGAACGAUCGCAGCUACGACGAGGGACCGGUUGAGCGGGCGAUCUUUGUCAACUACCAUGGUUUGGCGCGGACGCUGAUGUUCAUCACGAUCUUUUCGUACCCGUUUACGGCGCUGAUGUUGAUCUCCUAUCCGGUGAUUGCGGGCAAGCUGGGCGAGUUCCUGCUUCCGAUGGGGUUCUCGAUCCCGUUCAUUAGCCACAAACAGCACCCGUGGUACGAGAUCAACUACCUGAUCGAGGUCGUGCAGAUGCUGUGGUGCGUGAUCGCCUUCAUCGGACUCGACGGACCGUUCUACAUCUACGUGUGCUAUGCGACGUGCAAAAUGGAAGUCAUGAAGACGUACAUCGAGCAGAUUGGUGACAGCGAGGACGUCGAACAGCAGCGGGGUCUCCUGCGGAAGAUCAUCGGCAUUCACACGCACGUUCUGCAGUUCCUUCGUGAUUGCUCCGACUUUUACCAGGAAAUCUAUCUGGCGCAGGUGUUCUUCUCGAUCGCCCACAUUUGCGUCUCGUUGUUUCACGUCCAGUUGAAGUUGAAGAACAGCUCCUACGGAAUGCUCGCGACAAACGUGGCCAAGAUGUGGAUCUUCUGCUACUGCGGCGAGUUGGUGGUUACCAAGGCGAACGAGGUCUGCGAGGCGAUGUACGCCAACCGGUGGUAUCGGCUGUGGCGCAAGGACGAUCUCCGCACGGUUCGGUUUGUACUGGCCAAUACGCAGCAGAAGGUGGGCUUCUCGAUCGGAGGGUUUCGCUUUCUGUCGUACGAUGCAUUUACCGAGAUCAUGAAGACCGCCUACAGCUGCAACGCGUUCCUGCACAACAUGUUGAACUGAGUUGAAGAUUUCAUGCGCGUCAAUGAAUCGAUGAAUAAUUGAAGUUAUAUUUGCACCAGUGCACAGCUUUGUUAAUCGUUCCUCCUUAAAUCACAGUUACAAGCAACAUUAAAGUUCUAUUGUUCAGCAUUGAAAUUG